AUGCCAAACGGUGUGAAUGGUAACCGAGUUCUGGCCGUCGGGCGCCGAACCAACACAGCUCUGGGCCGACGACCGCUCGCCGUAUCGAUGAGAACCAAUAAAGCCGUCAACGAAAACGCCGUCCGAUCCGACGCUAACAACGCCUUUAAAGAGGUAUUGAAACGCGAAGCGGCCUCCAAUAAACCGCUCCGAUUCAAGGCGUCCAAAACUGUGGCCGUGAAUGACGAGAACGCGGAGAACGCAACGGUUCCCGCGGCUGAGAAGUCAAAGAUCCCGAUCGGCGACAAGAAGUUGGCUCUGAAGAAGACUAAACCUAAGGAGGAGCCCGUUGUCGAGCCAAUUGCUCCCCAAAAGUUAGGCUUUUCGUCACUUCUGUUAAUCCCACAUAACGUGGAGAACAUUGACUCCAAUGACGGCGAUAACGUGUUUCUCACUCCCGAUUACGUCAAUGAAAUCUACGGCUAUUUGAGACAAUUGGAGAGCGAGCAGACAAUCCGUUCCAACCACUUGUCCGCCCAGAAAGAGGUGACACCGAGAAUGCGGUCCAUAUUAGUUGAUUGGCUGAUUCACGUUCACCACCAGUUCAGACUACUUCCAGAGACGCUAUACCUCGGCAUCUCUAUUAUGGAUCGAUUCUUUCAGAGAGAAUUGAUAAGCAAAGAGAAGAUCCAAUUGGUAGGCGUGACGGCCUUCUUCAUCGCCAGUAAGUUCGAAGAGGUGUAUCCGCCGGACAUCAAAGACUUUGUGAUGAUCUGCGAUAAGCUCUACAAUAAGAAGGAUGUGAUCAAAAUGGAGUUAGCGAUCCUCAAGAGUCUCAACUUCGAGUUGGGCCGACCCCUACCCCUUCACUUCCUGCGCCGCUUCUCGAAGGCAGCGCACGCCGACUCUCGCAUCCAUUCACUCGCCAAAUACUUAAUGGAGUUGACUUUAAUGGAGUACGAGUGCUCUCAUUGGCUGCCCUCCCUAUCGGCCGCCACUUCACUCUAUGUAACUCUCAAAGUAUUGACUGAAAGCGACGAUUCAGCGCUCAAAUGGACGCCAACGCUUGAGUUCUACUCGACUUACAGUGAGGCUCAACUCAUGGCCAGCGCUUCAGCCGUUUGUAAAAUAAUUAUUAAAUCUGACAGAUCUAAGUUUCAGAACUGUCGCCAGAAGUACUCGUCGUCCAAAUUGAUGCAAAUCUCGCAAAUACCACAACUGAAGGCACCGAUCAUUGCGGAGAUGGCGGCCUUUCAGUGCUGAACAUUGUUCAGUGAAUAACCACUUAAAACAUUAACUUUUAUAAUACUUUUAUUGCUUUUAUUUUUCUAAAUUGAGUCUUUGAUGACUUAAUCAUUCGCGUAUUUUUUAAUUCAUAAGAUUUUAAUAAAAUGUACUCUUAUUAGCAAUUUGAACAAAAUUUGCAAAUUUCCAU
Medioppia subpectinata is the source of this 1414-nucleotide messenger RNA. The record is from the annotation of a GenBank genome assembly. NCBI's taxonomy places the organism in Eukaryota, Metazoa, Arthropoda, Arachnida, Sarcoptiformes, Oppiidae.